AUGGCUACCCGCAAUACUGUUGUUAAGGUGUUCGAUGCUCCUGCCAACUUGGUUCAGAAGUCCGGCGCUCAAGUGUUGCAGUUUGCUGCCUUUGAUGUUGAUCGUACGGGCCGAGCCUACAUCUCUGAGAUCAACGAAUGCUUCCGUUCUCAUAACGUUGAACCCAAGAGAUUCUACGUGGACUCGUUCGCCAAUGGUAUCGUCACCUAUACUUGCUUCUUCGACCCCACUUUCCAGGGUGAGGCAUUGGAAAAGCUCGCGCAGACUCUCCGUUAUGUGAGUCAUUUCAAGCAUAACCCGAGGAAGUCCGGUUUGGUUUGGGAACUUGUGCUCAACAAUAAGAUCACACCCGAGCAUGCUAUCUUCCUCAUUACUGCCGCCAAGUUCAUCUUCUCAUUCUUCCCUAAGGAGACUGAGGAGUAUCUCGCUUUGGCCGACUAUUUCGAGAGUGACCCGUCCAAGAAGAGUGAGUUGGAUACUCUCUUCAGAGAUACCAUGGCUAAUGCUAUUACUUAUGAGAGGAUCUAUGAUGCUCUCACUUCCAACUAUGAGCUCACUCUACCUAUGUUCGACGACUUCAAGAAGGUUGCCACUGGUCUAUGCAAGCCUUUCUACAAUGAGGAAUUGGCUGCUAAGGUUGAUGAUCAGGUUGGAUCUCGCUUCGAUGCGAAGAUCUUGAAGACUCUGUUGAAGCUCAGCGCUCAUCUUCAGAUGACAAACUUCUUCAAGGCUGGUACAGCCUCGGCUAUUGCAAUGAGGUUUGAUGGUGAGGUCCUGGCUGAUCGUCCGAGGACUCUCUUCUCAAGGAUUCCUUAUGCUGUCUAUCUUGUCGUCGGCAGGAGCUUCUAUGGCUUCCACAUCCGAUUCACUGAGAUCGCUCGUGGUGGUAUCAGACUCAUUUUAUCCAGGAACAGACAGGUCUACAAGAAGAACUGCGCUACUUUGUUGGAGGAGAACUACAACUUGGCCUU
This is a messenger RNA of Perkinsus marinus ATCC 50983, 971 nucleotides long. Its product is annotated as glutamate dehydrogenase, putative. The transcript has a single exon. Gene Ontology annotation, molecular function: L-glutamate dehydrogenase (NAD+) activity. The record is from RefSeq and is a predicted model, not a curated record. The annotation marks the transcript as partial. Lineage: Eukaryota; Perkinsozoa; Perkinsida; Perkinsidae.